Messenger RNA from Ziziphus jujuba (common jujube), 1352 nucleotides. Its product is annotated as DNA-(apurinic or apyrimidinic site) endonuclease. Gene Ontology annotation, biological process: base-excision repair. Gene Ontology annotation, cellular component: nucleus. The record is from RefSeq and is a predicted model, not a curated record. Bases 122 to 1237 code for a protein of 371 amino acids. Gene Ontology annotation, molecular function: double-stranded DNA 3'-5' DNA exonuclease activity; phosphoric diester hydrolase activity; DNA-(apurinic or apyrimidinic site) endonuclease activity. The transcript has 9 exons. NCBI's taxonomy places the organism in Eukaryota, Viridiplantae, Streptophyta, Magnoliopsida, Rosales, Rhamnaceae.
GGGUGGUUUUUAUAUUUUGGAGUCUACAUGGAAUUUGGGUUUGUGGGAAAUAAAAAAGAACAUCUUUUUAAAUGGGGAACAAACACAUCGAGGAGUGAGGCCUCAGAGCAUAAGGAAGACGAUGAAACGGUUUUUUCAGCCAGUAGAGAAAGAUGGGUCAGCCAAGAAACCCGCUAUUUCACCUUCCAAAAAGGACAAAGAUGAGAAUGGAGAAAUAUCAGAGGACAGCACGACGAAAGAGCCUCUCAAGUUCUUGACUUGGAACGCAAAUAGUUUCCUUCUCCGCGUCAAGAACAACUGGCCCGAGUUUACCAACUUCGUCACUAGCUUUGAUCCUGAUGUCAUUGCUAUACAGGAAGUAAGGAUGCCCGCUGCUGGUUCAAAAGGUGCCCCUAAAAACCCAGCAGAGUUGAAAGAUGAUAAUAGUUCAUCACGCGCAGAAAAGCAGAUAAUGAUGCGUGCUUUAUCGAGCCCGCCGUUUCAAAAUUAUCGUGUUUGGUGGUCUCUUUCAGAUUCAAAGUAUGCAGGGACUGCACUAUUUGUAAAGAAAUGCUUCCAACCAAAAUCAGUUUUUUUCAAUCUUGACAAAAAAGCUUCAAAGCACGAAACAGAUGGCCGGGUAAUUUUAGCUGAAUUUGAGACAUUCCGUGUGUUAAAUACAUAUGUGCCAAAUAAUGGCUGGACAGAGGAGGAAAACUCAUUCCCAAGGAGAAGAAAAUGGGACAAAAGAAUCUUAGAGUUUGUUUUGCAGAACUCAGACAAGCCUCUGAUAUGGUGUGGUGACCUAAAUGUUAGCCAUGAAGAGAUUGAUGUGAGCCAUCCAGAAUUCUUCAGUGCAGCAAAGCAAAAUGGUUAUGUCCCUCCAAAUAAAGAGGAUGGAACAAUCUUGAUGAUGCAGGAUUGUGGACAGCCUGGAUUUACCUUAGCAGAGAGAAAGCGUUUUGGUAACAUAUUGAAACAGGGAAAGCUGAUAGAUGCAUACAGACUCCUACAUGAAGAAAAGGACACCGAACGUGGUUUUUCGUGGUCUGGAAACCCAAUUGGAAAGUAUCGAGGCAAAAGGAUGAGAAUAGACUAUUUCAUAGUUUCAGAGAAACUCAAAGAUAGGAUUCUUGCUUGUGAAAUUCAUGGGCAAGGGAUUGAAUUAAAAGGUUUUUAUGGAAGUGAUCAUUGCCCAGUCACCCUUGUGCUUUCAGAAGCAAGCCCCAAAUCAAGAGAAAGCGAAAUCUCAUCUUAAAAGUUAUUGUACAUGAUCUAUUUGAAUUCUUCUGUCUAUAGUAAACAUACAAUUUUAGAGGUAGUUAUUUUCUUAAUGAUUCGCAUAUAUUAUUGUGACUUUGCAAUUUGUUUGA